This is a messenger RNA of Jaminaea rosea, 1077 nucleotides long. RefSeq names its product NAD(P)-binding protein. The record is from RefSeq and is a predicted model, not a curated record. Gene Ontology annotation, molecular function: NAD binding; NADP binding; oxidoreductase activity, acting on the CH-OH group of donors, NAD or NADP as acceptor. The transcript has 3 exons. NCBI's taxonomy places the organism in Eukaryota, Fungi, Basidiomycota, Exobasidiomycetes, Microstromatales. Bases 7 to 1077 code for a protein of 356 amino acids.
CCAACCAUGUCAUCCCACCACGCCGCACCACCUGCUCACCCUUACUCGCGCCCCGCUACGCCUCACCCUCAGCACCAGAUUGGCUGGGUGGGGCUGGGCAACAUGGGCAAGAGCAUGGCCCUCAACCUCGCCCGCAAUAUGGCUUCGCGUCAGCCUCCUUUGCCUCCUCUCCUCGUCUACAACCGUACAGCAUCGAAGUCUCAGGCGCUUGUAGACGAGGCGAAGGACAUGGCAAAGGUGUGCGAGGACCUCGUCGAGAUGGGACAGAAGUGUGAUCUCGUAUUCGUAAGCCUGAGCGAUGACAAGGCGGCAAAGGAUGUGUUUGCCAAGCUGCUCGAGGGAGAGGAGAAGAAGAAUGGCAAGCCAGGGCACAGGGAAGCCAGUGUGGGCAAGACAAUCUUUGUAGACACUUCGACGCUGUACCCGGAAACGACGGGCGAACUCGAACGUCAGAUCUCUGCUGUCCCCAACCGCUACUUCAUCGCAGCUCCCGCCUUCGGCCCCCCUCCCAUGGCCCAUGCUGGUACCCUCGUGUUUGCCAUUGCUGGACCUCACAACGCCAAGAAGUUUGUGAGCCAAUUCCUCGUGCCGGGCGUCGGCCGAAAGGUCAUGGACUUUGGUAGCAACCCAGAGCGAGCGGCCAGCUUCAAGCUCAUUGGCAAUUCGCUCAUUCUGAGCACCAUCGAGAUGCUCAGCGAGUGCAUGACACUGGCAGAAAAGACAGGUGUAGGAGCAGACCAGUUCUUUGACUUUGUUAAAGAGUUUUACCCAGCCCCAUCUGCCAUCGGCUACGCCAAGAAGAUCCUUGACCAGAGCUUCGGUUCAGCAGAGGGCUUCUCCCUCGACGGCGGCAUCAAGGACGCCUCGCACAUUCGUCGUCUCGGUGCCAGCGUGGACUGCCCCUUGCCCAUCGUAGACGUGGCUCAUCAACACCUCAUCGCAGCGCGAGCCAACGCUCCACCUGGGCAGAAACUCGACUGGAGCUCUUUGGUGGCAGGGCAGCGAUUGGCUAGUGGGCUGCCAGCCUUUGGCAAGAGGGAAGGCUUGCAGCGAGACGGUGGCAGGCGGGAUGAGUGA